AUAUAUACAUAUAUUAUAACUAAAAGAGUAAUAGUUAAUGAGAAAGUUCAUUGACGACUUUGUCUUAUUGGUUCAUGCCAAAUUAGGAUAUACCAUCUUUACAAAUGAUUUUGGUUCACACAACUUAAUAGUAACUCAACUAACAAAAGAUUGAGCCAUUCUUAGCUUGAGGGUUCAAUUUUUGUUAUCUUAUUACAAUAAUUUAGACCCAAAUUGUAAAGAAAGAUGGAAAAUGAAGGGUAUGUACCUUUGUUUGAAACGAGGCAAGCUAAGGGAAGGUUCAUGUAUAGGGCAUUUUCAGGGUCAAUUUUAAUGGCUAUAUGUAUGAUAUUGGUUUAUAGAGCAACUCAUAUACCCCAAAAGAAUGACCAAGGAAGAUGGGCUUGGAUUGGAUUAUUUGGUGCUGAAAUUUGGUUUAGUUUUUAUUGGAUUCUUACUCAACUUCUUCGUUGGAAUAUUAUUUAUCGUCAUACUUACAAAAAUCGGCUUUCAAAUAGGUAUGAGGCUGAGUUACCUAAGGUGGACAUUUUUGUAUGUACGGCUGAUCCAGUGAGAGAGCCACCAAUAAUGGUGAUCAACACGGUUUUAUCGGUCAUGGCCUACGACUACCCACCGGAAAAGCUCAGCAUUUAUUUAUCCGACGAUGGUUGCUCAAUUAUAACAUUUUAUUCUCUCUUUGAGGCCUUCCAUUUCUCUAAACAUUGGUUGCCUUAUUGUAGAAAAUAUAAUGUUGAGCCUCGGUCACCCGCUGCUUAUUUUAGCUCCAUGCAUAAGCCUAUAGAUGCUAAUCACUAUCAUUCUAGUGAUUUUGCAUUUAUUAAGGAAAGGUUUGAAGAAAUGCAACAUCGGAUUGUGACAUCAACUAAACUUGGUCGAAUUCCGGGGGAAGUACAUGAUCAACAUAAAGGGUUUUCUGAAUGGAAAAGUUCAUACACUUCUAAAGAUGAUCAUGACACUAUCCUUCAGAUAUUAAUUGAUGGAAGAGAUUCAAAGGCAAAAGAUGUUGAGGGGUGUAUUUUACCUUCUCUUGUUUACUUAGCCCGAGAGAAGAGACCUCAACAAUUUCAUAACUUCAAAGCUGGAGCUAUGAAUGCAUUGAUUAGGGUGUCAUCAAAAAUUAGCAAUGGACCGAUAAUCCUGAACGUGGAUUGUGAUAUGUACUCAAACAAUCCACAAUCAAUUCGAGAUGCACUUUGUUGCUUCAUGGAUGAGAAGAAGAGUCAAGACAUUGCUUUUGUACAAUUUCCUCAAGCUUUCGAAAACGUUACCAAGAAUGAUAUAUAUGGUGCCUCUCUUAGAGUGAUCUCUGAUGUGGAGUCACCUGGCUUGGAUGCCCUAGGAGGUACGUGCUAUAUCGGAACCGGUUGUUUCCACCAAAGAGAGAUCUUGUGUGGGAAGAAGUAUAGUUUAGACUAUAAGGCUAAUUGGAAGAUGCAAGAUAAUAAUGUAGCAAAGGAGCAAGAAAAUGUGGAAGAAUUGGAAGAGAAAGCCAAUGUUCUUGCUAGUUGCACUUAUGAAAUGAACUCUCAAUGGGGAAAAGAGAUGGGUUUAAGAUAUGGUUGCGCCGUUGAAGAUAUACUAACAGGAUUGUCAAUCCAUAGUCGAGGUUGGAAAUCAGUGUUCUUGAACCCGAAAAGGAAAGCUUUCAUAGGAAUGGCACCAACUACAUUAAUCGAUACAUUAGUCCAACACAAUAGAUGGUCAGAAGGUUGGCUUCAAAUCAUGCUAUAUAAUUGUCCUUUGAUUUAUGGACAUCCAAGAAUGAACUUGGGUCAUCGAUUGGGUUAUUGUCACUUCUGCCUUUGGGCUUGCAAUUGCUGGUCAACCCUCUAUUAUUGUGUUAUUCCUUCUCUUUAUAUGCUCAAAGAAAUUUCCUUAUUUCCAAAGAUCACAAGCACAUGGUUUCUCUUCUUUGCUUAUGUUAUAAUUGCCAAGUACUCCUAUAGCUUAGGAGAAUUUAUAUCUAAUGGUGGCACGGCCUUAGGCUGGUGGAAUGAACAAAGGAUGUGGCUCUACAAGCGAACAUCGGCCUACCUCCUCGCCUCCAUCGAUACUCUUCUAAAGCUAUGUGGAAUAUCAAACAUGAAGUUUGUGAUUACAUCCAAAGUAGUUGAUGAAGAUGUGUCCCAAAGAUAUGAAAAGGAGAUAAUGGAAUUUGGAGUUGCUUCUCCCAUGUUUGUUAUCUUGGAAACCCUAGCAUUGAUGAAUUUGUUUACCCUUAUCUUUACUUUGAAGAUGGGAUAUGGAAUCAUUAAUAAGUUGGGCUUGCAAAUUUUACUGUGUGUAGUUUUGGUUCUUGUUAAUCUACCAUUGUACAAAGGUAUCUUGAUUAGGAAGGAUAAGGGUAAGGUACCCACCUCUGUUACCAUAAAAUCAAUUUUUAUUACACUUUUAGUUGUACUUAUUAUCAACUUGCAACCGGCAAUUGGCCUUAGGUUUGUAAUUGAUAGAGCAGAGUGUUUUUCCCAUAAUGUUCAGUUUGAAUGGGAUACAGUCCAUGUCUCAUUUGUUGUGAUUAAGUCCGAAUCUCCUUGGCGCUCAGACGAUGGUGUUGAUCUAGUGGUGAAGGGACCUGAAGGCGAUCAGAUCCAUGACACCCAUGAUAAGAUCAGUGAAAAAUUCGACUUUACUGCUCAUAAAAAAGGACCUUUCAGUUUCUGCUUCACCAAUAAGUCACCUUAUCAUGAAACCAUUGAUUUCGAUGUACAAGUCGGACAUUUUACAUACUAUGACCAGCAUGCAAAGGAUGAGCAUGUGAAACCCUUGGUAGAGCAGAUUGAAAAGCUCGGUCAAUCUCUUUACAACAUUCAGUUUGAACAGCAUUGGCUAGAGGCACAGACUGAUCGACAAGCACUAGUGAAUGAAGCUAUGAGCAAGAGAGCAAUCCAUAAAGCCGUUAUGGAAUCAUUUGCUCUAGUUGGUGCAAGCGUGUUGCAGAUAUACUUAUUGCAGCGAUUAUUUGAAAGGAAGCUUGGGACUUCAAGAGUCUAAAAUAUUCAUCACAUUAGUGAUUUGUUAACAUCUCAUAAUCUUUGUGUUUCACUGUUUUGGGAAAUAGCUUAGUUUUGCUUUAGGAUCUUUCUAUUGUGUUAUUUUUAAGAGAGGAUAUCAAUGGAUUUUCCUUUUUUUUUUUUUGUGUGUGUAACAAAGAAUCUUUGAAGUAUAGGUUUUUAAUUGGGUGAAUCAAAGAAAUUAUUAAAUUUGGUAUAUUAUAUACUCCCUCCACCCACAAUUAUCUA
Chenopodium quinoa (quinoa) is the source of this 3239-nucleotide messenger RNA. Its product is annotated as transmembrane emp24 domain-containing protein p24beta2-like. The coding region runs from base 226 to 2991 and encodes 921 amino acids. NCBI's taxonomy places the organism in Eukaryota, Viridiplantae, Streptophyta, Magnoliopsida, Caryophyllales, Amaranthaceae. Gene Ontology annotation, cellular component: trans-Golgi network; endoplasmic reticulum-Golgi intermediate compartment; endoplasmic reticulum. Gene Ontology annotation, molecular function: cellulose synthase (UDP-forming) activity; mannan synthase activity. The transcript has 12 exons. Gene Ontology annotation, biological process: intracellular protein transport; plant-type primary cell wall biogenesis; endoplasmic reticulum to Golgi vesicle-mediated transport. The record is from RefSeq and is a predicted model, not a curated record.